ACCGGCGUGCCGUGACGCUCAUCGUCCACAAGACCGACGGGCCGCGCACGAGCCAGACAAUCCAGCCGCUCCUUCAAGCGGCACAUUGGAAAUUGCACGAGAUGCCACGCCGGAUUGAGGUGUACGCCGCCGCCGCCGCCGACGGCACAAGAGCGACACAGGUCUCGUUCUACACGGGCCACAGCCUCCUGUUCACUAAGCUGUGCGGGACGCAAGUGUCGUAUCUGGUCGUGCUACAUGGGCCCAACUGCGUCGCCCAGUCGGUGGAUCACCUGCUGUACGACCCCAGCCGGGACUGCUGUCUGUGCCCGCGGCAGGUGGUGCCCCUGAGCAUGCGACGAGCUGUGUUCGAGGAUCCGGGCCACGGGCCCUGGGUUCCCAUGGUGGUGAAGAUGUCGGUUCGCGACGGCCUUGUCGGCGCCAUGUCCUCCCCAGGGGGGCAUCAUUGGCCGCUUCUUCCGAAAGCGCAGGACGGAGCGUUGGUGGCGAUUGCGCCUCCUUCCCACUCUCCGUCGUCGGAGACUGCAGCUCCCCGCGGAACCGUCCCGGUGGAUCGUCCGCCCACGGUCAGCGCUGCCUUGGAUCCUGUGCUCACCACCCCGACGGCUGCCAGCCAAGAGGACCAAGAAACGAUAGCCGCGUCGCAGCUGGCCGCUGGGCCGCUUGAACUGGAAACGGGCGCGCAGACGACCGCAUCGGACACCGCAUCAGACACGGCAUCGGACACCGCAGCACCGGUCCCUCUCGUGUCAGUGGUGGAAUGCCUCGCCCCCCACCCGGAUGACAAUCCCGAGUUCGCGUCUAAUGCGCUGCCCUCGACCAUCUCCCGGAAUAUGACCUCUGCGGAUCGUGCGUGGUGGCAGACCUGGCCAGAACCACCCCGGGAUGUCCAAACGUCACCGAGCGCGGCGGAUCACAGCAUUGGGCGCUGUCAGGUAAGUUCUCCCUUGUUAUAUCAUGUCCUUCACCACCGGUGCCCUUCUUCCAUAUCAUUCUUCCCUGUCCUUUCGAUGAAGUCCAGACGGUUCUCCUCCCUCUCGCUGGAUCUGCCCCGCCGUUUCCCUACGAACCCCUUGCUCUCCCGUUGCACACGAGGGGACACCGUGAUUUAACAAUCCUACAGGUCCAGGAAUCACAUCGGUCAUGCGAGCCACCCCAGGGCCUCUCGAAAGGGCAAUACGCUCGGGUCCAGCUCCGUGAGCCGGGCGGGGAUGGCACCACGACCGGCCGGUACGUCCUCUACGUCCACGAGGUUCUGCCACCGACCCCAUCGCAUGGUCCGGGCGCCCGCCUCGUCGUCACGAAAUACUCCUUCCUGGCCGACCGGUUAGCGUGGGAAGCCGGGCAUUCAGACACUCAGGCCCAGGAGCUGCUCCUGCACUUCCGGGACGCUGCCCGGGUUGGCUAUCCGGACGACGCGGAGAUUAUUGCCACCGACACCGUGGUCGCGGUGGAUUCGAUGGACA
Aspergillus pseudonomiae is the source of this 1466-nucleotide messenger RNA. RefSeq lists its product as uncharacterized. Lineage: Eukaryota; Fungi; Ascomycota; Eurotiomycetes; Eurotiales; Aspergillaceae. The record is from RefSeq and is a predicted model, not a curated record. The transcript has a single exon. The coding region runs from base 102 to 1112 and encodes 336 amino acids.